AGCCUUUUGGCUCGAGGAGGCCGCGUGCUGCGGGGCGCCCCGUGGGGACUCUGGAGGGGCGCACAAACGGCCUCUCCCCAGACCAGGCCGAUGCGCUCGGGCGCAAGGGCUGCCCUGUGCAUCCACCCUCCAGAUGGCACCCUCGAGCCGCCGAGCAGGCUGCGGCAGGGGCGGCGCCACUUUGCCGGCGAGCGCACGGCGCCUGCAGCCUUGGGCGAGCUCUGGCGCGCGCCUCCUCGAGGCGCCGCUGCGGCGGAGCCCCCCGCGGAGGCGGCGGGCUCCGCGAGGCGCCUUGCCGCGGCCGGCUCCCCGCCGGCAGGCGGGCCCGACGCGCACGAGCCCGCCGGCUCCUCUCGCGGGGCCCGCGGCGCGCAGCCUGCCGGCAGAGGCGCCCAGACUCCUGGGGCCUCGGGCUGCGAAGGUGGAGGCGGCCUGCGCGCAGGUCCCUCGCCGUCGGCGCCGGCGCCGUCGCCUGCGGCCGCCCCAGAGGCCCGAGCAGCAGGGGCCGCGAGGCGCGCCGGCCAGCCCUGCGGCGGCAGCGCCAGCGCGUUGCAAUGGGGCGGCGACGGCAGCGGCACCACACAUGCAGCCGCCUCCGAGCGCAUGGAAGCCCGAGCAGCAGGAGUCGCGCGGCGCCCCUCUGGUGGCGUCGCCAGCGCGUUGCACUGCGACGGCGACGGCAGCGACGCCGUGCAUGCCGCGCCGCCGGCCAGGCCCCCGAGCGCGCCGCUCCGACGCUCGAGCGGACUCGGGCCGCAGGGCGAGGCAGCUGGGGUGCGCAGGUGCGCGCAGUCCGUGGGCGCGGGUGCCCAGACUCCCUGGGCCUCGGGCAAGGAUGGCAGGGACGACCUGCGCGCAGGUCCUUCGCCGUCGGCGACUGUGCCGUCGGCGACUGUGCCGUCGCCUGCAGCUGCCUCCGAGCGCAUGGAAGCUCGAGCAGCAGGAGUCGCGCGGCGCCCCUCUGGUGGUGUCGCCAGCGCGUUGCACUGCGACAGCGGCGGCAGCGACGCCGUGCAUGCCGCGCCGCCGGCCAGGCCCACAAGCGCGCCGCUCCGACGCUCGAGCGGACUCGGGCCGCAGGGCGAGGCAGCUGGGGUGCGCAGGGCCCGUUGCGCGCAGUCCGUGGGCGCGGGCGUCCAGACUCCCUGGGCCUCGGGCAAGGAUGGCAGGGACGACCUGCGCGCAGGUCCUUCGCCGUCGGCGACUGUGCCGUCGCCUGCAGCUGCCUCGGAGCGCCUGGAAGCCGGAGCCCGAGCAGCAGGAGCCGCACGGCACCCGAUGGGCGGCGUCGCCAGCGCAUUGCAGUGCGACGGCGACGGCAGCGGCGCCGCGUUGCCACCUCGGCCCCCGAGCGCGCCGCUCCGACGCUCGAGCGCACUCGGAGCUCAAGGCGACGCGGCUGGCCAAGAAGCCAAGUCAGCGCCCCCACGGAGCGCGUUGCACUCACGCGUUGGCAGCAACUCCGCCGUGCAGAGGUGCCGACGGCUGGCGCAGCUUGAGUCGCCAGCGAGGCUGGGCGGCUGGCGCGGCUAG
This is a messenger RNA of Prorocentrum cordatum, 1533 nucleotides long. NCBI's taxonomy places the organism in Eukaryota, Dinophyceae, Prorocentrales, Prorocentraceae. The record is from the annotation of a GenBank genome assembly.